Molecule: messenger RNA, 1911 nt
Organism: Colletotrichum spaethianum
Lineage: Eukaryota; Fungi; Ascomycota; Sordariomycetes; Glomerellales; Glomerellaceae
Product: putative transporter
Exons: 4
Coding region: 1-1911 (636 amino acids)
Biological process (GO): transmembrane transport
Molecular function (GO): transmembrane transporter activity
Source: RefSeq, a predicted model, not a curated record
AUGGCGAUGGACGAACUAGACCGCGAGCUCGUGGCCGCCGAGCAAGACGCAUCCCCACACCACUACCACGGCCGCGAAAGCCACGAGAUCGAACGGGUCCUCUCCAACUCGUCCUCCUCGACCUCCACGUCGUCGGCCUCCCAUGCCGGCGCCCGCCCCGCCUACCGCACCGGCACCGGCAUCAGCCGCGUCUCGACCCAGAAUGACCUCGAGCGGCACCCGACGGCCCUGAGCCGCAUCGCCACCGCCCGCAGCCAGCACUCCAACACCGUCGGCCGCAGCAUCAAGAGCAGAGAAUCGAGAAAGGCCCUGCCCGCCAUGGGCGCCGGCAAGCCCUACCCGCCGCCGCUGCCCGAACAGGAGGACUACGUCGUCGAGUUUGACGGGCCCGACGAUCCCCUGCACGCGCAGAACUGGCCGUUGAAGAAGAAGUUGCUCACAGCCGCAAUGCUUGGCUACACCACCAUGACCUCCGCCUUCACAUCCAGUAUCUUCUCUGUGGCGACGCAGGUCAUCGCGACAGAGUACAACGUCUCAGCCACCGUGGGCACGCUCGGCGUGUCCUUCUACGUCCUGGGCUUCGCCUUUGGCCCGACGCUAUGGGCACCCCUCUCCGAGCUUCGCGGCCGUAGGCUGCCCCUCGUUCUCUCCAUGUUCGGUUUCUCCAUCUUCACCAUCAGCACCGCCGUCGCCAAGGACCUGCAGACGAUCCUGAUCUGCCGCUUCUUCGCCGGCUUCUUCGGCGCGUGUCCCUUGGCCGUCGUCGCCGCCGUGUUCUCCGACAUGUUUGACAACCGCACCCGCGGCACCGCCAUCACCGUCUUCUCCAUGGCCGUCUUCACCGGCCCGCUCCUGGCCCCCUUCAUCGGCGGCUUCAUCGUCGAGUCGCACCUCGGCUGGCGCUGGACCGAGUACAUCCCCUCCUUCAUGGGCUUCUUUGCCUUCUUCCUGGACUUGUUCUUCCUUGAGGAGACCUACCCGCCCGUCAUUCUGGUGAGCAAGGCAUCCGAGCUGCGCCGCAGGACCAGGAACUGGGGCAUCCACGCCAAGCAAGAGGAAAUCGAGAUCGAUCUGAUGGAGCUGGUCAACAAGAACUUUUCCCGUCCCAUGCGCCUGCUCUUUGGUGAGCCCAUCGUUACCGCGCUGUCCGUCUACAUGGCCUUCAUCUACGGACUGUUGUACCUGUUCUUGACGGCGUACCCCUUUGUCUUCCGCGGCAUCCAUGGCUUCGGUGCUGGCCAGUCGGGUCUUACCUUCUUCGGCAUGAUCACUGGCCAGCUCAUCGCCGGUGUCACCGUCUUGCUCCAGCAGCCGUGGUACCUGCGCAAGCUCAAGGCCAACAACGGCGUGCCUGUCCCUGAGUGGCGUCUUCCGAGUGUCAUUGCCGGCGGCGUCUUCUUCGCGGCCGGCAUCUUCUGGUUUGGAUGGUCCGGAUACCGCAAGGACAUCCACUGGAUCGUCCCUACCCUCAGCGGUCUCUUCACUGGUUUCGGCCUCAUGUCCAUCUUCCUCCAGGCGCUCAACUACCUCGUUGACGCCUACCUGAUGUUUGCCGCCUCCGCCAUCGCCGGAAACACCUUCCUCCGCUCUCUCUGCGGCGCCGGCUUCCCCCUGUUCGCAAGCUACAUGUUCAACGGCAUGGGCAUCGAGUGGGCCUCGACACUGCUCGGCAUCGUUGCCGUCCUUCUCGUGCCCAUCCCCGUCAUCUUCUACAUCUGGGGCGCCAAGAUCCGCUCCAAGAGCGCCUACGCCCCGACCUUCGCCGCUCCGGCAGAUGAGCCCGACAACGAAGACCCUGAGGCGCUGGCCAACGGCCACACGAGCCACGAGAACGAGAAGCCGCCGUCCGUCGCCGCGUUGGACGCGAGCAGGCCGAGGACCAGCGGCGACAAGGCCAUGAACGCCGUCUAA